GCAGAGCGGGGAGCGCGAGGACUGGAAUUGGGAACCACUGGUCUACAUCACAUGUCAUUCGCCGCGCGCGAGAUCGCGCUGAUGAUGUAGGCUAUCCUGUCUGCGCGAACAGGGUGCGCAGAGGUUGUCCUCGCAGAUCUGGACCUGUCUUGUGACUUCCAUAAACUGUACAGCAGGGAAUGUCCAGGCUACAGGAUACUGACCUCUCCUGUCUCAAACAUGAGUCAAUCAAACAUAUUCACUUUGAUGGUUGUCAUUCCUCUAAUGUUUUCACAGUCAGCGAAAGGAAAGGACUGCGUGUGUGAGCUACAAAAUUCUGAUCCUGCUUUCCCUGAGAAUAAACUAAAUAACAUUGAGUUCACAGCUACACAAUGCACGGAGAACAUCACUUCAGAAAAGAUGACAGAGAUUGACAGGCUGGUGUUGGGUCUACAACACCGUAUCCGGCAGCUUCUUGAAAAUGUAUCCAUGCUGGAAAGAGAAGACAAUGGAAAUCUGUAUGCAGCCGUGUCUCUACGCAUUAUUGAAUUAGAGUUUGCCGAGAUUCAAGACCUUCUAGACAAACUCAACAGAACCACUGACAGUUACCAGCAGCAAAGUUUACAGACUGCUGCAGAGCUUCAGGAUAUGGAGGAAACGAUGACAGAGCUGGAGAACUUUGACCACACGCAGGUGAUGGUGAAACAGCGUGAGAACCAGCGUAUUAAGAGGGAUCUGGAACGGUGCAAAGAAGAGCUCAACAGUACAUCACCAGCCCUGACACUUUCCCCAGGUCACUGUGGUCUGGGCCGCAUGGUCAAUGUAUCAGGACCAAAAACGUAUUCCCUCACAGUGUAUGGAACGUCCUAUUCUUUUGGUGCUUGGGGUCGAGAUGCAAAUCCUGCUCUGGGAGACGAGAACAAGUACUGGCUGGUGGUGCUGUCAAGUAGUAAUGCAUACGGCAACUUUAUCCGCCAGUACAAUAGUUUGAGUACUACUAUAUUAGGCAUAGGACCAACAGAUACAUACAUAUCAAGCUCCAAUCCCACAACAAACACAAUUCAGGGGCCAAACAUGGUCAUGUACGCCAAUGCUUUCUACUAUAACUGUUACAACACAUAUUAUGUCUGUCAGUUCAACAUGACGACUCGUUCUGUCAGUACUGUGGCUUUACCUAGUGAUACAGGUUACAACAACAAGUUUCCGUUCGCACACCUCGGCACAACAUACAGUUAUACUGAUAUGGAUUUUGCCACAGAUGAAUCUGGCGUCUUUGUUAUAUAUGCGACCACAAGCAACUUCGGAAAUGUAGUUAUCAGUAAAGUCGGGACUAGUAACCCGCCAGUUUUGAGCCAAACAUGGCUCACUUCUCUUCACAAAAAGACUGUGACAAACACCUUCAUGGUGUGCGGUGUGCUUUACGCUACUCGUUACCUGGACAAAGAAAUAGAAGAGAUCUUUUACUCUUAUGACACCAAGACCAACGAAGAGCGAUAUGAUUUGAGAAUUCACAUUAAGAAGAUGCAGACUAAUAUUAAGUAUAUGAAUUAUGACCCCAGAGAUCAUUUGCUGUACGUCUACAGUGAUUCCUACAUUGUGACAUAUGAAAUCAUGUUUUAGCAAGUUCACUUAAAGUGCCCCUAUUAUAUAUGACAGUUAUAUGACAGGUUCAUAUUUUGGUUUUGGGAGUCCCUAACAACAGGUUGACAUGCAUGCAAGGUUAAAAAAUACUUUCAUUUUCUUAUAAUAUGCAUUUAUUUUUACCUUAUUUGCUCAACGACUCCCAAAUGAUUCGCUCAACGAUUAAUUUUUCCAAACCCUUCCUUUGCGUGACGCUAAUCUGCAGUGAUUGGUCCGAUUGUGUUUGUGAGAGCAGUGCUGCUUUGUGUACAGACCUUACCGGGGAAACAGCUAUUUUUAACCCAAAAGCGGCACCUAGUGGCAAAGAAUGAAUUUGCAUUUUCAUUCAGACCAACGCGAAAAUUUUCCCAGGUCAGCGGGUGGGCAAUAUGCUAAUGUUUCAUGCUGCGGUCAACAUGAAACAGCUUGGGAUUCACUUUAAAAAAGGACUAGAUUCAAUGAUUCAGAGUCGACUCUUUCUUUUGAGAGACAAUAACUUUAUAAACGGUGCACUUUCAGAUUUAAAACUUUGCAGGAUGUUUUCAUUCACUUAAGAGCUGUGUUACUGCAUGGAAGGUAAUUUAAAUCCAUAAUAGGGGCACUUUAACUUGAUUAAUGUCUUUUAUUCACCAAUAAUUUUACAUAUUUGAUGUUUUUAAAUGGAAAAUCAUUUACUUAAAUAUUUUGGUUCUUGAAAUAAAAUUUGAGUGAAAAUAUUA
This is a messenger RNA of Onychostoma macrolepis, 2318 nucleotides long. RefSeq names its product olfactomedin-4-like. Gene Ontology annotation, biological process: signal transduction. The coding region runs from base 220 to 1599 and encodes 459 amino acids. The transcript has 8 exons. The record is from RefSeq and is a predicted model, not a curated record. Lineage: Eukaryota; Metazoa; Chordata; Actinopteri; Cypriniformes; Cyprinidae.